Bombyx mandarina (wild silkworm) is the source of this 472-nucleotide messenger RNA. It is a transcript of the gene Nedd8, whose product is annotated as Nedd8 ubiquitin like modifier. Gene Ontology annotation, molecular function: protein binding. The record is from RefSeq and is a predicted model, not a curated record. NCBI's taxonomy places the organism in Eukaryota, Metazoa, Arthropoda, Insecta, Lepidoptera, Bombycidae.
CCAUAGAUACACUUAUGUCAAUCGCUGUAGGGGCGCACUGCUCUCCUAUUAGAAAAGUGGUCGAAAAUAAAAAAGUAAUUGGUGUAUAAUUUUAUACAUAGUCAUUCGAAUUUAUCUCCUUGCUACAUAACGAUCAAUAAUUAUAACACUCUUUUAAAAUGUUGAUUAAAGUCAAGACGCUUACUGGUAAAGAAAUUGAAAUAGAUAUAGAACCCACCGACAAAGUGGAAAGAAUCAAAGAAAGAGUAGAAGAAAAGGAAGGCAUUCCGCCGCAGCAACAGCGUCUCAUAUUUUCAGGAAAACAAAUGAAUGAUGAGAAGACAGCUCAAGAUUACAAAGUUCAGGGAGGUUCAGUACUUCAUCUUGUUUUGGCUUUAAGGGGAGGCGAAUGAUCUGGCUUGUGAUAAUUUUCCUUUGUAUUUAUAAAAUUAAGUUUUAUUUUUCAUUACAUAUAAAAUAAUAUGUAAAAAAA